Messenger RNA from Nanorana parkeri, 3809 nucleotides. RefSeq names its product IQ motif and Sec7 domain 2 (gene IQSEC2). NCBI's taxonomy places the organism in Eukaryota, Metazoa, Chordata, Amphibia, Anura, Dicroglossidae. Gene Ontology annotation, molecular function: guanyl-nucleotide exchange factor activity; protein binding. Gene Ontology annotation, biological process: actin cytoskeleton organization; regulation of ARF protein signal transduction. The transcript has 14 exons. The coding region runs from base 53 to 3802 and encodes 1249 amino acids. The record is from RefSeq and is a predicted model, not a curated record.
GGAAGAGCCGGCAGAACACAAGGCAGAAGUCACACGCUCACAUGGAGGCACUAUGGUGGGGAUACUUGCUUUGCUCAAUAGCUGUCAGUGCAGCUGUUACUACUUGUGGCUUCUUCUGCGCCGACUUUCUACACGUGUUGAAGGAGGUGACUCUCUUGGAAGUGAAUCUGGAACAAUUGUUGACAGUCCAGGCCAGCAGCCUCCGUACCGUGUAGAGGUGAAAAGCGACCAUUACGACCUGCCGUCACCCACCCGUCACCCAUCCCACCCUGGCCUUCAGUGGAGUCAAAGGGCCAGACUGCAGCCAGCCAGUGUUGCCUUGCGUAAGCAGGAAGAAGAAGAAAACAAAAGAUCCAAAGCCUUCUCUGACAGCUAUGAAUUGUCAACAGACCUCCAGGACAAAAAGGUGGAGAUGCUGGAGAGGAAGUAUGGGGGCUAUUUCCUCAGUCGGCGAGCGGCUCGCACCAUCCAGACUGCGUUCAGACAGUAUCGCAUGAAUAAGAACUUUGAACGCCUUCGUAGCUCUGCUUCUGAGAGCCGCAUGUCCCGUCGGAUCAUCCUAUCCAACAUGCGCAUGCAGUACUCCUUUGAGGAGUACGACAAGACCCACAACACCCCAUAUUUCCAGGGCAAACCGGUAUCAUUGGACGAAGGGGUAGCUGCAUGUCGUGGGCAGGGGGAGCGAGGUCUUCAGUAUGGGGUCUCCGGCAGCGGUAUUGACGGUGAUUCCAUCAACACCUCAGGGGAAUUUUCCAAUGAAAUCACAGAACUGGAGGAUUCCUUCUCCAAACAGGUUAAGUCCUUGGCCGAGUCGAUAGAUGACGCCCUUAGCUGCCGAUCUAUGCACUGCCCGGAUCCUCGAGACGAAAAGGGAAGCUUAGAAAAAGGAGAGAGCAAGGAACAACACGGAGACAGCACCGCCACGUCCUUCAGUGACGUCACGCUUUACAUGGACGAAGGAGUACCCGUGUCGCCUCUUUCUCUUGACCGGCCUCCGAGCUCCGAUCAAGACACUCCACAAGGAACCAGUUCACGGCAGGAGUACUGGGCUACCUCUUCCUCCCGGGAAGACAGCCGGGAGAACGGUAGCAGAAGGAGCACUCCUUGCAUGGAGUGCCGAGACUUUCGCAUGAGAGGAGCUCAUCUUCCUUUGCUCACUAUCGAGCCCCCCAGUGACAGUUCGGUGGACCUAAGCGAUAGGUCAGACCGAGGAUCUUUAAACAGGCAGGUUGUUUAUGAACAAGAGAACUGCAGCCCGCAUGGGACUCUAAAACAAGCACCUCACAAAGGCCCCCCACGUUCCCCGCAUCCCCAUCGCCAUUAUCAUCCAGAACCUCUGCCUCCCCCGUCGGACCCUGGGGGUGGAAAUAAUGGUACUUUGGUGAGUGUCGGGGGAGGCGGCAUGGGAGGGGUGCGACAUAUGCAUCACGGUAAACAGGAACUCGGGGAGAAUUCUGACGGUGACAAUGAGAGUCUAAACAGCACCACCAACUCCAAUGAAACCAUCAACUGCAGCUCGGGCUCCUCUUCCCGUGACAGCUUACGAGAGCCCCCCAAUACCCUUUGUAAGCAGACGUACCAGAGGGAAACUAGGCACAGCUGGGACUCUCCUGCGUUCAACAACGAUGUGGUGCAAAGGAGGCAAUACCGCAUCGGUCUCAACCUCUUUAACAAAAAGCCAGAAAAAGGAAUUCAGUACUUGAUUGAAAGGGGCUUCCUAUCCGAUACCCCUGUGGGGGUAGCACAUUUCAUCCUUGAACGGAAAGGCCUGAGCCGACAAAUGAUCGGAGAGUUCCUUGGAAACCGCCAAAAACAGUUUAACAGAGAUGUCUUAGACUGUGUGGUGGAUGAAAUGGAUUUCUCAAACAUGGAUCUGGACGAGGCUCUACGCAAAUUCCAGGCUCAUAUACGUGUUCAGGGAGAGGCACAGAAGGUAGAAAGACUCAUUGAGGCUUUCAGUCAGCGUUACUGCGUUUGUAACCCGGCCUUGGUUCGACAGUUCCGUAACCCAGACACCAUAUUUAUACUGGCAUUUGCCAUUAUUCUUCUCAACACGGACAUGUACAGCCCGAGCGUCAAAGCCGAACGCAAGAUGAAGCUAGAUGACUUCAUCAAAAACCUGCGUGGAGUGGAUAACGGAGAGGAUAUUCCAAGGGAUCUGCUUGUUGGAAUAUACCAGAGAAUCCAGGGUCGGGAGUUGAGGACAAAUGACGAUCAUGUAUCUCAGGUGCAAGCUGUGGAAAGAAUGAUUGUCGGAAAGAAGCCAGUUCUUUCUCUUCCGCAUCGCCGUCUGGUUUGCUGCUGCCAACUUUACGAGGUCCCAGAUCCAAAUAGGCCCCAGAGAAUGGGACUACACCAGAGGGAGGUCUUCCUCUUUAAUGAUCUUCUGGUGAUAACAAAGAUUUUCCAGAAGAAGAAGAUUUUGGUGACCUAUAGCUUCCGGCAAUCAUUUCCUCUGGUGGACAUGCAGAUGCAGCUCUUCCAGAACUCUUAUUACCAGCACGGAAUCAAAUUACUUUCCGCAGCCCCCGGAGGCGAGAGGAAGGUCCUAAUUAUCUUCAAUGCUCCAAGCCUCCAAGAUCGCCUGAGGUUUACCAGCGACCUACGAGAGUCCAUUGCAGAAGUUCAAGAAAUGGAGAAGUACAGGGUCGAAUCGGAACUAGAGAAGCAAAAGGGGGUAAUGCGGCCCAAUACUUCUCCCGGGCCAGGGAUGAAGGAGGCUGUGAACGGCACUCUGGGACGACCAAGCCUGGACGACUCAUAUGCACUAGGCGAAGGAUUGAAGAGAAGCGCACUAAGCAGCUCAUUAAGAGAUCUCUCUGAUGUCGGUAAGAGAGGAAGGCGUAACAGCGCUGGAUCUCUGGACAGCACCAUUGAAGGAUCUAUCAUUAGCAGCCCUCGUCCUCAUCAGCGACUUCCGGCCCCUCCACCUCCUCCUCCUGAAGAGUACAAGACUGCUAGGCCAGUCUCCAACUCUUCCUCUUUCCUUGGCUCUCUGUUUGGAAGUAAAAGAGGAAAAGGACCCUUCCAAAACUUGCCUCCGUCUUCUUUGCCACCUCACCCCCUCACUCCGCCGGGAAUUGACGGACCAUCCAAGAUCCAGGCUCUUCACGCCCAGUACUGCCACAGCCAGGGGCCUCUAGCUCAGCCCCCCCCACCCUAUCACUCUCAGCCGCCAGCCUCUGCGCCACCUCAGCAGCCUCCUCAGCCGCCUUCUCAUCGUUACCACGUGCCACCGUCUUCGGCUCAGUUCACGCUGCAACGUCCAAACCAGCAAAAGAGACCGGCAGCUGGAGGGCCACCCCUGACUCCCAGCUCCCCCCACCCACAAUACACCCUGCACGGCAGACACCCAUCCAACCAGCCUCAGUCCCCCUUACCCAUGUAUGGAUCCGCACCCCAGCACAACAUGACGCACACCUACCCCCAGCACGUACAACAGUCAAUGCAGAAACAGCCCCCCAAGCACUUUGUUUUUACGCAUCACCCCUCCCAAAUGCCGCCUCAACAGCAGCGCCCCGCACAGUCCCAGUAUAUUCCACAACAUCCGAUGCAGCACGGCCAGCAUAACCAGUCUCCCUGCUCGCCGUUGUCUCCUAUCCCGCCACAUCCUUCUUACCCUCCUCUUCCACCGCCAUCUCCACACACGCCUCACACACCUCACACUCCGUUGACUCCUCAUUCUCCUCUGCCCCCAACAUCCCCUCUGCCCCAGCACGCUUCCCAUCAUCCCAUGGGGACAAAUGUAUCCCAAGGCAACCCUAAACAAAAACCAGUCAACAGAAUCAGCACAGUGGUGUGAAAGCCCG